Molecule: messenger RNA, 1414 nt
Organism: Trichomycterus rosablanca
Lineage: Eukaryota; Metazoa; Chordata; Actinopteri; Siluriformes; Trichomycteridae
Gene: fezf1
Product: FEZ family zinc finger 1
Exons: 4
Coding region: 1-1242 (413 amino acids)
Source: RefSeq, a predicted model, not a curated record
AUGGAGAGCACACUGUACCCCCCGGCGGGAAUAUUCGGCACCCCUUCACCAUCUACGGCAGGAAGCAUGAUCGCAGGCUCCAAACCCCUGGCGUUCUCGAUCGAGCGGAUUAUGGCUAGGACGCCGGAGCCCAAGUCUAUUCUGCCUUUCCCGAAAUCGGACACCCGUGCUACCGCGCUGGCCAUGUCACCCUCCCGGCUGCACUGCAUGCUCCCCAUUAUGCCACUCGCCUACGAACCUGCGCACAAACUUCAUGGAAUAGAGGCAAACCACACUGAACCCGAGUUUUCUUUCAGUACCGGAAAGGAGCGAGACGUAACGCCUACGAUCGGACAGUAUAAACUUUUCCGACCACGGGUUCUCUCACACUCCUCUGUACAAGCUGCCGCCGCCGUACGUUACCUGAACUGUAGCGAAAGCGCAUGCGCGCCUCCGCCCGCGGCACUGCUCAACCUGCACCCAGUAGCCUCGUACCUGCUGAAUGCUCCGCUGCAGGGGCGCCACAAAAACCUGCUGGUGGACAGAAGCAGAUCCGCACACGGUGUGGACUCUUAUCACGGAGCACUGGCGCUUAAAGAGCUUUCCCAAACCCAACUACACCAGUACAUGAAGGAGAGCGCACAUAUUCUGUCCGAAAAACUGUUUAAAAACUCCGCCAAGCUGCACUCCGUCUCUCCUCAAGCCAAAGCCAAAGUGUUUACAUGCGAAGUCUGUGGCAAGGUGUUCAACGCACAUUAUAAUUUAACUCGACACAUGCCCGUACACACUGGAGCCAGACCGUUUGUGUGUAAAGUGUGUGGCAAAGGAUUCCGCCAAGCAAGCACGCUAUGUCGCCACAAAAUCAUUCAUACUCAGGAAAAACCGCAUAAAUGCCACCAGUGUGGGAAAGCGUUUAACCGGAGUUCAACUCUAAACACGCAUGCGCGCAUCCACGCUGGCUACAAACCUUUCGUGUGUGAAUUCUGUGGCAAAGGGUUUCAUCAAAAAGGAAAUUAUAAAAAUCAUAAAUUGACGCACAGCGGCGAGAAACAGUUCAAGUGCAAUAUCUGCAACAAAGCCUUUCACCAGGUGUACAACCUGACCUUUCACAUGCACACGCACAACGAUAAGAAGCCGUUCACCUGUCCGACAUGCGGCAAGGGCUUCUGCAGGAACUUCGACCUAAAGAAACACAUCAGAAAAUUGCACGAUGCUUCACCAGGCCCGCAAUCACCCGCAACACCGCCGGAACAGAGCCACUGAAUUGACUCUAUACAUUUGGGGUUUCAUUCCAAACCCGCACUCCAAAUAGUACAAAACAGUGUACAGACUGAACGUAGCAAGACUACUUGCUGUUUUGUCUAUUUGUACUACAUGGAGGUCGCGGAUUUAUACAUACUUUAUAUAUGUAUGUACUAAAUCUAUAUAUUAUACU